Nematolebias whitei (Rio pearlfish) is the source of this 1180-nucleotide messenger RNA. RefSeq names its product G protein-coupled receptor, class C, group 5, member C (gene gprc5c). Gene Ontology annotation, biological process: G protein-coupled receptor signaling pathway. Bases 39 to 1163 code for a protein of 374 amino acids. Gene Ontology annotation, cellular component: plasma membrane; signaling receptor complex; intracellular membrane-bounded organelle. Lineage: Eukaryota; Metazoa; Chordata; Actinopteri; Cyprinodontiformes; Rivulidae. Gene Ontology annotation, molecular function: protein kinase activator activity; G protein-coupled receptor activity. The record is from RefSeq and is a predicted model, not a curated record. The transcript has 3 exons.
CUUCCUGUCAGCUGACUCAUACAGGUGCUGCCGACAACAUGGCCACCAACGGGACUCCUCAGGGCUGCGGCGCCCACCUGGACUCGCUCUACUACGACCUGUGUGACCUGAGCGCAGCGUGGGGCGUGGUGCUGGAGGCCCUGGCUGCCGCCGGACUCGUCUUCUGCUUCGUGCUCUUCGUCUCGCUGCUGGCCAGCCUGCCGUUCGUCCAACACCCGAACCACAGGAGCGCCGUGCCGGUCCAGGCCAGCUUCCUGUUCUGCACGGCGGGCCUCUUCGGCCUGACGUUCGCCUUCAUCGUGGGGAAGGACUUCGCCACCUGCGCCUCGCGGCGCUUCCUCUUCGGGGUUCUGUUCGCCGGCUGCUUCUCCUGCCUCCUGGCGCAGUGCGUGAGGCUCAACGUCCUGGUGAGGAGGAACUGCAGCCCGCGGGCCGGGGUCCUCUUCGUGGGCGCGGUGGGGCUGUGGCUGGUGGAGGUGCUCAUCAACACCGAGUGGUUGAUCAUCACAGUCGUGCGUCACCCGCUGGGACCGCUCAACGCCACGGCGGAACCCGUCAGAGCCACGGCCACGCCCUGCAACAUCGCCAACCAGGACUUCGUCAUGGCGCUGAUCUACGUGAUGGUCCUGAUCCUCGCCGUGGUCCUGGGGAGUCUGACCGUCAUGGGGGGCAAGUUCUCUGAGUGGAAAACUGAAGGCGCUCUGAUACUCGUGACCGGUGUUCUCUCCGUGGCCGUCUGGGUGGCGUGGAUCGUCAUGUACGUGUACGGGAACGAGCGGACGGGGGGCCCGAGGUGGGACGACCCCACGCUGGCCAUCGCCCUGGUGGCGAACGCCUGGGUGUUCAUCUUCUUCUACACCAUCCCUCACAUCUGCUGCUUGAACAGUGACGAGGAGGAGGAGCAGCGCGGGGGGGACAACUCGCACGGCACCCAGGGAGUCGGCUACGAGACGAUCCUGAAGGAGCGCGGCGCUCAGAGGAUGUUCAUGGAAAACAAGGCCUUCUCCCUGGACGAGCCCAGCAACGGAAACAAGCUCGUGUCUCCGUACAGCAACUACACGGGUCAGAUGCGGGCUUCGGUCUACCAACCCACCGAGCUCGCGCUCAUCUCCAAACCUGCAGGAAGUGUGAGGAAAAUGUUCCCGACACACACUUCUGAAUAAAUCACACACACACACAC